Suillus bovinus is the source of this 582-nucleotide messenger RNA. RefSeq lists its product as uncharacterized. The record is from RefSeq and is a predicted model, not a curated record. The transcript has 3 exons. The coding region runs from base 1 to 582 and encodes 193 amino acids. Lineage: Eukaryota; Fungi; Basidiomycota; Agaricomycetes; Boletales; Suillaceae.
AUGCACUCGAUUCAGCUCAAUAGAGGCGCAGAUUCGGCCCGUGGCGAUAAUGCUGCUUCCUUGAAGCUAGCAGUUGCUUCUUGGCUGAACGAGAAACAGCCUACCCCCAACCCAGCGAUCUCCUCACAGGACAAGUCUGGUUGUGGAUUCUAUCAUGAUGCUACUGCAGAACUUAUUUGUCCUGUUGACUUUAACUGGGCAGAUAAGAGAACACAGGACGAGAUACGAAACUAUGACCAUAACUUCCAAGUUACUGCACACUCUUGGCCAACAUUCAUGUACCAGGAUGGCAGGUAUGAUCGUGAGGACCCAACAAGAGGGCUUUUCAAAGGUGCUUUACUUGUCCGAACGUUCAAACACAUCUUCACAUCCCCUAGCUCUGCCAGUGAGACCCAACCCAAUGAAGAAACAUUCCACCAGGAACCUUUAUACAAGCGGUCGAGGACCUCAGGAGAAAGACGCACCAGACAUGAUGAUGGGUUCCGUAAAUUCAAACUCAGACAUGAGAGGGAAACUGUUUUCGGCAUUGAAAACAGAAAUGCCAAAAGCAACAAUAAAAACGUCUCGAAAACGCUACUGUGA